AAGAGAUGGAGUCUUGCUGUGUCACUCAGGCCAUCUCCGGCUGGCCUCAAGUUUCUGUGAUCUAGCAGUUCUCCUGCCCAGACUCCCAGAUAACUGAGAUGAUAGACAUGUGCCACCAUGCCCAGCUCAGUCAUCAGAUUUUUAUUAAGGACAAUGCCGAUAUGUUUCAAGGAGGGCACACAGUGAAGACCACUGCCAGGAUGAGGUGGAAUCUGAAAUGUGGCUGAAGACGUUGGUGGCUGUCAUUGAAAGUUUUAUUUUUCCUCUUGUCUUCCUCCUUUUAGAGCUAUGUGCCUUUUCCCUCAGUCUUUAUGCUUGGUUAAGUUAAACUCCUAACCCCCUUUUAGGUUUUUUGUCUUCUGACAAGGCUGGGGGAAUAACUUUAGCCAAGGAGUGAUGGAGACCUUUGAGGUCAGGCCGUGGAACUGACUGUGCUCCCUUCCUCCCCUCUGCACUCACUACUCAGAGGAUCGAUGAUGAUGCCAGCAUCCACGACAGGCUUCUCUGGGCAAUUCACCUCAGCGGCCUGGACGACCUGCUCCUCUUCCUGUCCAGCUCAUCUGCUGAGCAGCAGUGGAGUCUGCAUGUGCUAGAGAUUGUUUCCCUUAUGUUCCGUGACCAGAACCCUGAGCAGCUGGCUGGAGUAGGGCAGGGAUGCUUGGCUCAGGAGUGAAGCACAGAUGUGGCAGAACUGGAGGUUUUGCGCUACUGAGAGAUGGCGGAGAAGAAAACUCGAGCCCUCCAGCAAGGCAACAGCGAGGCAUUCUCGAUUUGGGGGCUCCUACAUUGUCCAAGGGUUGAAAUCCAUUGGAGAAAGGGACCUCAUCUUUCACAAAGGCCUUCACAAUCUCCGAAACUACAGUUCUGAUCUGGGAAAGCAGCCCAGGAAGGAGCCUAAACGUCGCCAGGCUGCCCAGGAGCUAUCCGUUCAGCAUCGAUCUGCCCUCAACGUGAGGCUCUUCCUUAGAGACUUCUGUUCUGAGUUCCUGGAGAACUGUUACAACAGGCUUAUGGGUGCUGUCAAGGUAAGAGCCUGGGAAGGACAUGGAGGCAAUUAGGGAUAGCGUAGAAAGACAGCCAGAGAGAUGAUGUGACCAGUGUUAGGUAAGAUGGGCAGCCUCCCAAGGAGUCCAAAGGAGGCUGACCUUGGAGGUGUGAACUGCAAAGGGAGUUGGGGGCUCCUGUGUGGGUUAUGAUGAAACAGGGUUCUGGGUAGGACUGGAGAGAUGGCUCAGCUAUUAAGAGCACUUACUAUUCUUGUAGAGAAUUA
Nannospalax galili (Upper Galilee mountains blind mole rat) is the source of this 1270-nucleotide messenger RNA. RefSeq names its product protein timeless homolog. The transcript has 4 exons. Gene Ontology annotation, molecular function: DNA binding. Gene Ontology annotation, cellular component: replication fork protection complex. The coding region runs from base 681 to 1058 and encodes 125 amino acids. The record is from RefSeq and is a predicted model, not a curated record. Lineage: Eukaryota; Metazoa; Chordata; Mammalia; Rodentia; Spalacidae. Gene Ontology annotation, biological process: DNA repair; DNA replication checkpoint signaling; replication fork arrest.